This is a messenger RNA of Rubroshorea leprosula, 2117 nucleotides long. NCBI's taxonomy places the organism in Eukaryota, Viridiplantae, Streptophyta, Magnoliopsida, Malvales, Dipterocarpaceae. The record is from the annotation of a GenBank genome assembly.
GCGAUUCUGUGGUUGGUGAAGGUAAAGACAAAUUGUUCUUGAAAAAUCAAAGUCAGGCGUAGCAGAACUGCGUUUUCCUGCUCUUUCUUGCUACAGGCUAGAGCAUCAAUUCCUUCCCCAAAGAAAAGCAGAAGAUGCAUUCCAGUAAUUUGCGUCUGGAGGAGCCGAUAAGGAUGGCUUCAAUCCUCGAACCUUCUAAACCGAAUUUCUUUCCUGCUAUGACAAAGAUUGUUGGCACGCUAGGUCCAAAAUCGCGAACGGUCGAGAUAAUUUCCGGUUGCCUCAAUGCUGGAAUGUCUGUGGCAAGGUUUGAUUUCUCAUGGGGUGACACCGAAUUUCACCAAGAGACAUUGGACAAUCUGAAGAAAGCUAUUAAGAGCAUGAAGAAACUCUGUGCGGUUAUGCUGGACACAGUUGGUCCAGAAUUGCAAGUUGUUAAUAAAUCAGAGCACCCCAUUUCACUUCAGGCAGAUACAAUGGUUGUCCUGACACCAGAUCAAGAUAAAGAAGCCAGUUCAAAUUUGUUACCAAUAAAUUUCCAUGGGCUGUCAAAGGCAGUGAAGAAGGGAGAUACUAUUUUUAUUGGCCAAUACCUGUUUACAGGAAAUGAGACUACUUCUGUGUGGUUAGAGGUUGAUGAAGUGAAAGGUGAAGAUGUUGUUUGUAUGAUUAAGAAUUCUGCUACCUUGUCUGGGCAGUUGUAUACUUUUCAUGUCUCUCAAAUCCAUAUUGACCUGCCUACACUCACUGAUAAAGAUAAGGAGGUGAUAAGAACAUGGGGUGUUCGAAACAGUAUUGAUAUCCUUUCUUUAUCAUAUACUCGUCAUGCAGAAGACAUUCGCCAUGCCCGUGAUUAUCUUUCUAAAUUGGAUGGGCUUGAUCAAACUCAAAUUUUUGCAAAAAUUGAAAAUAUCGAGGGUUUAAAACAUUUUGAUGAAAUCUUGCAAGAAGCAGAUGGAGUCAUCCUCUCUCGUGGAACUUUGGGGAUAGAUCUCCCAUCAGAAAAGGUGUUUUUAUUUCAAAAGGCUGCUAUUUAUAAGUGCAAUGUGGCUGGGAAGCCUGUAGUGGUUACUCGUGUUGUGGACAGUAUGGCAGACAACCUGAGACCUACUCGUGCUGAAGCAACUGAUGUUGCAAAUGCAGUGCUGGAUGGGUGUGAUGCAAUUCUUCUAGGUGCAGAGACCCUGCGGGGAUUUUACCCGGUUGAGAGUAUUUCUACUGUUGGAAGAAUUUGUUCUGAAGCAGAGAAAGUAUUUAAUCAAGAUCUAUAUUUCAAGAAAACAAGCAAACAUGUCGGCGAAGAAAUUUCUCACCUGGAAUCUAUUGCUUCUUCUGCGGUACGUGCAGCCAUCGUGGUUAAAGCCUCUGUGAUUAUUUGCUUCACUUCAUCUGGAAGAGCUGCAAGGUUGAUUGCUAAGUACAGACCAACCAUGCCCAUUCUAUCUGUUGUCAUCCCUCAGCUUAAGACAAAUCAAUUGCGAUGGACUUUCACCGGUGCUUUUGAGGCAAGGCAAUCCCUCAUUGUGAAAGGAAUUUUUCCCAUACUUGCAGAUCCUCGACAUCCUACAGAGUCUGCAAACACAGAUGAAUCGGUUUUGAAAGUAGCUCUGGAUCAUGGCAAAGCCUUGGGUGUUAUAAACCCACACGACCGGGUUGUGGUUUUUCAGAAAGUUGGUGAUUCAUCAGUGGUGAAGAUCGUUGAGCUUGAUAAAUAGUUACAUGUAAUUUUGAGAAUGCUUUGGCUUUGAGAUGUAGCAGAUCCUCUGCUUAACAAGUUUCUCUUCUUCAUUUGUUGUAAAAUAAAGAAUAGAUUGUCAAGACUUUAUGUUGAAUUUCCUUUUAUACAUGUAUGAGACAGCUAUAUUAUAUCAAGUUUCUCUGACUAAAAGAUGAAUAUAUUGGGCUGAGGUGCCAAACCUCGGACUGCUACAGUAAUUUCUUUAUGACCGAAGUGAAAAAUGAAUCUGAAGCUUCCCGCUCAAAUAGCUGCAUGAUAAUGACAGUAAGCAUGUCCACACCUGAUUCCUUAUGAUGAGCGGCACAGCAGGAACGGUAGACACCUGUGCAUCUGAAUACCUCUCAAAUUCUCGGUCCCGGAAUAAUCGUCUGGAUAGACA